CAAAAACCAUGGAAAACCCGCUCCCCAUUUCCAAUUCCUGUAAGCACAAAGCACUUUGUUCAAUUGAAUCUGAGCCAUAGAUCCGUUUGAACUCAUAAUAAUCUUCAAACAAAGAGGCGCUUCACAUUCUUACAACCGUGGUUUUAAUGGGUAAAUUGAACUCGCAGAAACAUAUAUCCACCAUAAAAGAUGGAGUUACAGAACUCAAGGUUUACGAAGAGGUAGAUAAGAUAAAAAUCCAAAGCCGUGAUUCUCUCAGCAGGCGCUGCAAGGGAAAGUCUGGUGCGCCUAACAUGAGUGAUGUGCAGACCAGUUGGAAGAGCUCGGAGAGGGGUAUCAAGCACAUAGAGAGGAUAAAAGCAAAAUGCAGGACUUGUGUUAAGGUAAAUGUCAAAAGAAAAGUAUUGACGGAUAUCAGCAAUAUCAGGGGCAACUCUUCGAGAACCAAAUCAUAUAAUAGCUCCAAACUGCUGGUGUCAGAUGGUAAAUGCCCAAAAAAUGCAAGCAAUUCAGCAAGAAGAUUUAUCAUGAAGAUACAAAGGAGUUUCUCAUACCAUGGCUUUAUUGCAGGGAUUGACAUUGAGCCGGGAAAUGUGAGGACAAACUUGAACGGAGCUACUGGUGACAAGCAAAUCUUGACACGGGAUAUGAAAGCCUCCUUUGAUGGCCCAAAGACCAGAAUUCAAGGCCGUAAAUCAGUUACCACUGGAAUCAGGCCAACUGGAAGGAAUGAUCUACCGCCAUCAAGGAGGUCUUUACCUAUACUACAGCAGGGAAAGGUGAGGGCGAACUUGAAUAAAGCUACUGAUGACAAGCAAAUCUUGACACAGGCACCACGCAAAGAUAUGAAAGCCUCCUUUGAUGGCCCAAAGACCAGAAUUCAAGUCCGUAAACCAGUUACCACUGGAAUCAGGAGAACUGGAAGGAAUGCUCUACCGCCAUCAAGGAGGUCUUUACCAAUACUACAGCAGGUGAACGUCGAGGACACGAACAAUAAAGAGAAGGAAAAUUCCAAAAAGUUGGAGAAAGGCAAAGGAAUAAGUGGUGUUUCAGUUUUGGCAAAGCCUAAGGCCGCAGGAGAUGUUUUACCACAGUUAAGCAACCACAGCAACAUCCGGAGAAAUCGAGUUGGUGAUGCCUCGGCUAGAAUGGCUCCCCGGGGUCAAGCUAAGGUGGAAGUUGGAGCAUUGAGAAGAAAAUCAGUCAGGACAGUUCUGAAAAUUACUGCUAGUGGUCUCAAUUCACAAAAGAGUUCAAAGUCGAACUCCAUGUCAGGUGUGCACAAAUGCACCUCUCGAUUUGCCAGUCCAUGUAAAAGGCUGGUGGAUGUUAGGACAUCUUCCCUAUCAAAAUCUGCAACAUCAGAGAUUUCAGCUGAGCAACCUCAUCAAAAGGAAGUUCCUUCUAGUAGUAGUGGCAGCUUAGCUACACCGGAAUUGUCAAUUGCCAGGAAGAAAUCUGACNCCUCCAUAGAUCUUUAG
Nicotiana tabacum (common tobacco) is the source of this 1481-nucleotide messenger RNA. The record is from RefSeq and is a predicted model, not a curated record. NCBI's taxonomy places the organism in Eukaryota, Viridiplantae, Streptophyta, Magnoliopsida, Solanales, Solanaceae.